Molecule: messenger RNA, 243 nt
Organism: Thlaspi arvense
Lineage: Eukaryota; Viridiplantae; Streptophyta; Magnoliopsida; Brassicales; Brassicaceae
Source: the annotation of a GenBank genome assembly
AUGGGGGACAAGAGAGAGAAAGGUGGAGCGACGGUGGUGGGGGCCGGAGUUUCUCCGAUGGGGAUAGCAUCCCCGGAGGAAGAGGAGACGGCGGGCGGAAGCGCUGGUGUGCGUACGGCAGAGACUCUGCUGCGGCUGCUGCCGAUGGGGCUCUGCAUUAUGGCCCUUGUGGUCAUGCUCGAGGACGCCCAGACUAACGAUUUUGGUUCGAUCUCCUACUCCAACCUUGGAGCUUUCAGGUAA